AUGCGGUGGCGAACACUCGCCAAUGCACUCUUGGUGGGCUCGGUGCUCGCUGACCAACAACAUUUUGAGGGCACCGGUGAUGAUACCUUUGUUGAAGAAUAUACCUUUCGGAAGACGAUCAUCGAUGUGCUGUCGGCCGACGAAGACUACAGUCUACUGCUGAAAGCCUUGCAACGAGCUCGAUUGGUCCCAACGCUGAACCGAAUCAAUGGGAGCACUCUAUUUGCACCGACCAACGCUGCUAUCGAGCGAUAUGCCAAGUCUCAUCCUGACUCGCUCUGGGCGUCGCUAGUGUCCGGGUCAGCUCCAACCAACCCACACAACGAGCUCAGACAACACGUGUUUUACCAUAUGCUAAACUAUACCACCACACCAACAACAUCGAACGACCUCCCAGCUGCCCCUGCAACAUUCACACACCGAACGCUUCAUUUUCCACAGGCACCUGACGAUGGAUCUGGACCACCCUCACACGAGCCUCCGGAUCUACCUCCGUGGAUGCCAGUACCCGGCGGACUCCUUGCCGGGGAGCCCCAACGAGUCAGAAUCACCUGGAGGGACGAUGCUGCGUGGGUAGCUGUUUCUGAACAAGGCGAGGGCGGGUUGAAGAUCGUCAAGGGUGAUGCUGAGGCUUCGAAUGGUCGUGUAAUUGGGGUCGAUGGCGUUAUUCCUUUACCAAAGAAUCUAGCCCAUGUGGUUAAACACCAUCCAAAUUUGAAGACACUCUCCCGUUACCUCACUCCGUCUAUCGAACGUGUGCUUUCCAACUCGCCUCACCUCACGCUAUUCGUCCCUGAUGACAAGGCAUGGGAUGUACUUCAACCUAUGGAGAAACUCUGGCUAGAUAGCGGAUUCGCCGAGCGAGAUUUGAUGGAUAUAUUUGCCAGACACGCGACCACCGGGGAGAAACCACAUGAAGAUGUAGAUUUCGCCGAUAAUAUCAAAGUAGGCUGGAGUGAAUACUGGGGCAGCGAUUCGUCCUAUCAAUCUUUGGCAAACAGUAAACUACAACUUGCUACUCAUUCCAAUGGAACUACUAUGGUCAAUAAUGGCACCGCCUCGGUUCUUCAAAAGGAUGUCUAUGCUUCUAAUGGAGUCCUACACACCCUCGAUUCAUUGCUUGUCCCGUCUGGUGCGCCGUUAUUCAAGGCGACCGCUGAGAAAUGGUUGCUGGCUCUCAAUGCCACAGUGUUUGUUGGCAUGCUCAGAGAAGCCGGAUUGGACUCUUACGUCAACGGAUCUGGAAAGGACAAGGAAUGGACCAUCCUUGCUCCCGCUGAUGACGUUCUGAAUGAUAUCCUACGAAAGAGAGAUCUGAACCUGUUUGGAAGUAUCAAGGACGAACUUAAGACGCUUCUGAGAUACCACGUUAUCCCUGGCAUUCUCGAGCCCAAGGACCUCGUCGAUGGACAACUGGUCGGAACUGAGUUGAGGCCUGAUAGUCUCAAAGGAGAACGAAUGCGACUCAAGGUGGACGUUGUAAGCAGUAAGAAAGGAGAUAUUGGGACAGAGGGCGAGGGUGGUGUGGGGAAUGGUGAUUUGGCAUUUGGAGGAGCAAACGUGAUUGCUGAACCUGUCCGUGUCGACAAUACGAUCAUUUAUCUGCUCUCAAGGCCCCUCAACUUACCUCCUGACGCAAUACAAGCAGCUUUGGGUUCACUUGAUCACACGACGUUCACCUCACUGCUAUUCUCCGCUGGGCUCAAUAUUUCUCGCCCUGCAACAACCUUGCUCGUACCGGUUAAUGAAGCCUUUGCUGCUCGAGGUCUGGCGACCAAAUGGCUCAUGAUGGACGACGUCGAUGCACGGACAGGGUUAAAGCGAGUAUUGAUGCAUCACUUGCUGGAGGGUGUAGUGUUUGGUCAAGACUUGUCGUUCGAUGGUGGAGCCGGGAAGAUUGCCAUACUCGCUGACGGAGACAAAGGAAACGGGAAAAAGAAGAGCUGGGGCACAGUGGAGGGGAGCGACGUCCGAGUCGUAAAAGAAGGGGAUAGUCUCCUAAUUGAAGCAAGUGGCCCGGAUGAAUCGCCACUCCCCUUGACUAUUCUUGACACUCUCACACGCACCGGAGCUCUCCAUGAAGUAUCAGGCGUCCUUUGGCCCCGAAGCGUACGUGUCGGGAUCCGCGAGCUUGGGCUAGCAGCGGAUGCCAGUACGAUGCUCCGGCUCGUCCAACGUGCCGGAUUUGAAGGGAUCUGGAACGGAACGGGUCUUCCGGUAGACAAUAUCGUGAACAUCUACCCCCCCUCAAUUGCGAGCGCUAAAUGGGGGAAAUGGUGGCUUCGUGGUGGCAAUGGCGACAGCAAAAAGCCCCAGCCCCCGAAAUGGACAUACACGCUACUUUGCCCAACCGACGCCGCUUUUGCGCGUAUCAAUCUUACUCGCCUAUUGGAUGAUCAUGACGCGCUCGUGGCACUUGUACGUCAGCACAUCGUGCCGGUCCCAAUCGCUGAGCAGGGCGCUGGGGUGGGCGCCAAGGAGUCUUCCUCCACUGGAUGGGUAGAGUGGAUUAUGAGCCGCUUUGUUCAGCCUGAGCGUGGAAUCGAAAACUUACUCAACGGCGAAUACGCACAAUCUCCCUCGCGAGCUCGUCCUCACACCAAUACCGCAUCUACCACUACCAGCACUCCUUACGAGCCUGAUGCCGAGACCCCACUACCACUGCAAUCGUCAACUGCGCGGUUUGGAACACUUCAGACGUCCCAUUCUGCCUAUGGGGACGUGAUUUUCGCGCAUACAGGCGACCACGGUUGGGCUAUCACCGUCAAGGGUGCGGAUGAGUGGGCUGGGGUAAAGGCGUGGGGGAAGACCGUUGGAGUCACGCCGGAUUCGGCAAGCAGGCUGGCAGGUAACUCGUUAUUGACGGGUGGGGUUGUCCAGAUCGACCGUGUUCUCGAGCCAUACUUUCCGUCAUGGUGGCGUGAGUGGAUACCUGCCCUUGGCGUGGGUGCGGCGGGCGUUGCGACCAUAGGACUAGUGUUCUGGGGUGUCAUAUGGGUAUGGAAGAGGGACGUGCAGGAGGCCACGUACGAACCUGCCAACGGAGACGAAGAUGAAUGA
Messenger RNA from Rhizoctonia solani, 3060 nucleotides. Its product is annotated as carnitine/acyl carnitine carrier protein. The transcript is spliced from 5 exons. The record is from RefSeq and is a predicted model, not a curated record. The coding region runs from base 1 to 3060 and encodes 1019 amino acids. NCBI's taxonomy places the organism in Eukaryota, Fungi, Basidiomycota, Agaricomycetes, Cantharellales, Ceratobasidiaceae.